Messenger RNA from Stegastes partitus (bicolor damselfish), 3082 nucleotides. RefSeq names its product fatty acid hydroxylase domain containing 2 (gene faxdc2). Gene Ontology annotation, molecular function: iron ion binding; oxidoreductase activity. NCBI's taxonomy places the organism in Eukaryota, Metazoa, Chordata, Actinopteri, Pomacentridae. The coding region runs from base 45 to 1067 and encodes 340 amino acids. Gene Ontology annotation, biological process: lipid biosynthetic process. The transcript has 9 exons. The record is from RefSeq and is a predicted model, not a curated record.
AUUGUGCUCAUGAAAACAGGCAGCAGGAGACCGAGAACAGAAACAUGUCGGUGGAGACGACAGGCAGCGACAUGAGCAAAGCAGCGAGCAGCAGCAGCAGCAGACAGGAGGGCCCAGGAGGACUGUGGGACUCUGUGAAGAAAGCUGCGUUUGUCAUCGGAUCUGGCAUCUUAUUCUUGGCUGCAUUUGGCAACUCACUGACAUGGCACCUUCAGAGAUUCUGGGGAGCUUCGGGAGAUUUCUGGCAGAACUUGUGGACCAAGCUGUACGUGGCAUUCGAGGGUCAUGAUGCUGCUCUGUUCUUCUUGGGGACGAUGUUGCUUCCCAUGCUGUCAUUCUGGUUUACCAAUGCUCUGCUGCUGUUGGUGGACAUCACUGGAAAACCUUCCUUCAUCACACGUUACCGUAUCCAGGUGGACAAGAAUAACCCGGUGGAUCCAGCUAAGCUGCGUCACGCCGUGAAGACCGUCGUCUUCAACCAGGUGUUCAUCUCGGGGCCGAUGGUGGUGGUGGUUUACUACCUGAUGAGCUGGACAGGAAACCCCUGUGGCCCCGAGCUGCCCACCUUCCACUGGGCCCUGAUGGAGCUGGCCGCCUUCUCCAUCCUGGAGGAGGUUCUGUUUUACUAUUCACACAGGCUGUUCCACCAACCCAGCCUCUACAAACACUACCACAAACAGCACCACGAGUGGACCGCUCCCAUCGGGGUCGUCUCCAUCUAUGCUCAUCCUCUGGAGCAUAUGAUCUCCAACAUGCUGCCGGUGGUGAUCGGGCCGGUGCUCCUCAACUCCCACCUGGCCUCCACAUCGCUGUGGUACUGCCUGGCUCUGGUCAGCACCACCAUCUCCCACUGUGGAUACCACCUCCCCUUCCUGCCCUCCCCCGAGUUCCACGACUUCCAUCACCUCAGGUUCAACCAGUGUUUCGGGGUUUUCGGCAUCCUGGACCGGCUCCACAGCACCGACACCAAGUUCAGGCAAACCAAGCAGUACGAACGUCACACUCUGCUCACCAGCCUCACCCCUCUGAAUGAGAGCAUCCCCGACGCCCCCAAGAAGGGCCAGUGACGACCCCCUGACCCCCCGACCGCAGCCUGACCCGGCACGGGGAGACAGGCCUAACAAACGAUCUUAAUUAGAUUUUAAUUAUUUUAAUCUGGGAGAAAAAACUGUGAACUCUGUUGUCACCAGCUCACUUUGAAGCGGCAGAAGUGUGGUUAGACUUUUAACAGACGUACAGAUCUCAGUCAGUUUUAUAAGCUUGGCCUCCAUGUUCAUAAUUGAUUUGGAGUCUUUUGAACCUCCUGUGAUGGUGUGGCAGAGCAGUCAGCUGUUCUGUACUGGUAAGGAAAGUGGAAAAGACGCCCGAAAAGAAAACCUGAAAAGUUGUACAUAGUGAAAGAAUAUUAUGAGAAAGAAGGAGUUAAUUACUAGUUAGGAAAUAAAUCAGCAUGUUUUCCACACAGUUGUGGAAGAUUCAUUGGCUGGACUCAUAAAACUUCAGAUUUGUAUGCUGGGAGUCAUUCAGACUCUCCUCUUGCCAAGUUCAACUAAACUGGUUGAGGAAACUCUGCGGAAUAAACCACUCCAAAUGUAGUUUCUACGGGUGUGGGACGGAUUAAAAUGACUUUCAAUCAUUUCAGUGUAAAGAUUCUGGUUUUCAAACAUGCCGAUGAAACACAUCAUCCUCUUUGUCCACAAAUAUGUUUAAAGUGAUGUAAUUGUGUUUGGAAGACGACCACUCACGAUGUUCUUCCUUUAAUGUAGUUUUAUAUACAUGCAUUAAUCCUGAUUUAUGUAUUCCUAUGAGCAGACUUUUUUUUUAUUAUUAUUAAUACAUAGAAUUUAGAAACAGCACUUUGAGCUUAUCAAUGCAGACUGUUUGAUGCGUUCACUUACCAGUCAGACAGAGGAGAGCUGAGGCCUGAACUACGAAGCAGGAUUUGAGCUAACUUCAGGUUUAACUCUGGAUUUUGGGUUUAUGAUGGGGAGCAUGGUAACAUAUCAGCUCACCUGUUCCGGAGCAGGUUGUGUUUAAAAUGACACAUCAAGAACAAAACAUCACAAUUAACGGUUUGCAGAUGGUGAAUAUGGGAAAAUCUGGAGUGCCAUAAAUUGCCUCUUUUUUGCAUCUGGUUUAAGACAAAAUGCAGCUUUUUACACAGUUUGUUGACUGAAUCUGGUGCUCGGUGACCAUGUAGAGCAUCAUUUUUAAGCUGCCAGAUAAAACCGUUCUGUCAUUUCUAAAUUCCACGGCUUAAAACAAACAAACAAACCAGCUCCCGACAGUUUGGAUGCUGCAUUUUUAUUUAGCAAAUGCAACUGAGAAAUGACAAUUUAUGGCCUGUUUGGUUUUCCAAAGCUUUUUUUUUUUUAAUUCCCCGAUGUGUGAAGAUGGAAGAGCUGUAUGCUUUCAUUUUCUUCCUGUUGACUGCAAACAAUUAAAGCAUUGCGUUGUUCUGCAGGCAUUUGUGUCACGAUAUAAUCCUGAAACAAAGACUUAUCAAAGCACUAAAGCCUUGUCCUUUGUAAGCCUACUUACCAGUUUUAAUUAUGUUUAUAUAUUUGUUCUUAACUCGCCUGCAAGACCGUUUAACACAACCAGGGCUGCAGCUGAAAGAUUAUAAGGCUGAAAUUGUCCUGCAAGCUGUAAGAAAAGGCUGCAGCACUUUCAAUAGAUGCCUAAAUAUUAGCUGCACAGCUCUGUUGGUUUUUCUGUGUAUAUUUUAAACACACAUUGAUUUAGGAUUGUAGUUUGAGCUUCUUGUGAGAAAUAGUUUGACACUAGACAUCUGAUAUCAACAUCCUCCGUUUUACACUAGCAUGCUUAAAUCAAAGUUAUGACGACUGUUAAAUGAAAGACGAUCCUGGUUGUGUUAAACUUGCUUCGUGGUCCAGGCCCUUAGUCUUCUGCGGAGAAAGAAUUAUGGUAUAUUUGCACUUUUUCCAGUAAGUUAAAUGUCCAUUCAAUUGUUAAAUGUGUCUUUUUUUUUUUUUGUAUAUAAAAACUAAAAGCAAAUCCUACUGUGAUUCAUACAAUGUUCUGAUGGGACUGUUUACGAUUAAAAUAUUUUAAAAAGAAA